Molecule: messenger RNA, 831 nt
Organism: Rotaria sp. Silwood2
Lineage: Eukaryota; Metazoa; Rotifera; Eurotatoria; Philodinida; Philodinidae
Source: the annotation of a GenBank genome assembly
AUGGGUACUUGUGUUCAUCUUAGUAAAUGUUUAACUUGUUUAUCAAUAACAAAAUCUCAAGAUUUAUUCUAUGAUUUAUCUAUUGGUUUUAAUGAUCAAUCUUCAAUUACUAAUGAACAACAAAAAUGUUUUAAUUUACAAUCUCUUAUUGAUCAUGCAUUUGCAUGGGAAUCAUUAAAUAAUGAAAAUCAACUUGCAUGUGAUACAUGUCAAACAAAACAAGAUGGUUCACGUCGAAUGUUUUUAACAUCACAUCCAAAUUAUCUUAUUUUGUUAUUAAAACGUUUUGUACAUAAUCGUCUUACAGGUAAAUAUGAAAAAUGUCUUGAUCGUACAACAUUACCAGAAUUAAUAAAAUUAUUAACUGUUAAUGAAACAUAUGUAUCAUAUCAAUUAAAAGCUAUUGUUGUUCAUCAUGGUUUAUCAAUGAAUAGUGGACAUUAUUAUGCAUUUGUUAAUUUUAAUAAUGAUGAUUUAAUUGAUAAAACAAAUACAAAUUAUAUUGGAUGGUGGCUUUUUAAUGAUACACAUGUUGAACAUUUAACAUUUGAAAGUGUUUGUGCACAUUUUCAACGUUUUCAAUCAGCUACACCAUAUGUUUUAAUAUUUGAAAAAGAAAUUCAAGAAAAAGAAACAAAUGUAAUACAAUUACCGAUUUUACCAUAUUUACAAACAUUAGUUGAUCGUGAUAAUCAACUUUAUACACAAGAACAAAAGCGUCGUAGUCGUUCAUCGAGAUCAGCUGAUACAUCUGAUGUAACUGAACCUUAUUUAAGAAAUACAGGAUGUAAAGAUCAAAGUCCUGAUCGUGGACCACCUUGUAUUUUUUAA